CACACGCUUACAGCUUCUGCCCGCUACUGUUGAUAGUUGUUGAUACUUAUACAUCGUCGCUUGUCUCUCCUUUCGUUCUCUGCUUCACGGCGGAGAUUUAGGUGUUCGAUAAUUUCGAGAUAACUGCAGGCUAUAUACAUUUGCUUCACUUACUUACUGUUGCUUUUUUAUGGACCGGAGCAAAAUCGAUAGCACUGCAUACGCGCGCCAUUGGAGCAGCGACUCCAGCAACGUCGGCACUGGCCCGUCGUCUCCGGCGACAAUGUCGCCUGGACGUCACCAUCAUGCUCGCUCCUCUUCUGUUACCGGAAUUUCCAAUAUCAAGAGAAACCAGAAUUUCGCUGCCAAAGCGGCGGCUCAGCGACUGGCUCAGGUAAUGGCUUCCCAAACAGCUGACGACGACGAGGAAGAAGACGAGGAUCUAGGAUUUCGAUACAGUGCACCACCGCCUCUUUCGCUUUCGAGGAAUCUUAACUCAAUUCCUACGAGUAAUAGAAACAGUAAACCUGCAGUUCCAUCUAGCAGUAUCACUACUAGAUCUCCUUCACCUGCCUUAGCUCGAAACACGGCUGAGGAAACUGCAUCCGUUCGCUCAACAUCUGCUGGAAGGCCUUCAAUGUCUCUUCGAACAGCUCCGCCAGUGCUACCCAGUAAAGGAUCACUCAGGACUGCGGUCUCUUUACCACCAAUUGAGCCUCCCAGAAAUGGCCAGAGAGACGGUAAAAGAUUCUUGCCAGAUGCGGGACAGUUGAAUUCUAAAGAUAAGGGGGAUCAGCGCGAGGCUUCUGCACUUCGUGAUGAACUUGAUAUGCUACAAGAAGAGAACGAGAACAUUAUUGAGAAGGUCAGGCUUGAGGAAGAGAGAUGUAAGGAAGCAGAGGAUAGAGUUAGAGAGCUUGAGAAACAGGUUGCUGCUCUUGGUGAAGGGGUGUCUUUGGAGGCCAAAUUGUUGAGCAGAAAGGAAGCUGCAUUGCGCCAAAGAGAGGCUGCACUCAAGGAUGCAAGACAAAACAAUGUGGUGGAUAAGGAAAUUGCAUCUAUUCGGUCUGAAGUGGAGAGUGCAAAAGAGGAAGCUACAAUUGUUGUACAACAGCUUCAAGGUGCUGAAUCUGAAGUGAAAGCCCUUCGCUCAAUGACACAAAGAAUGAUUUUGACUCAGAAAGAAAUGGAAGAAGUUGUUCUUAAGAGGUGUUGGCUUGCUCGCUACUGGGGCCUAGCUGCCAAAUAUGGUAUCUGUGCCGAUGUUGCUGUGUCAAAGCAUGAAUACUGGUCAUCCUUGGCACCCCUUCCAUUUGAGGUGGUUGUUUCUGCUGGACAAAAGGCAAAAGAAGAAUGUUGGGAAAAAGGUGAUGAUGACAAUGAAAAGAGAAGCAAACUUGUUGAGGACCUGAGUGAUCUAACCGGAGAAGGAAACAUUGAGAGUAUGCUUUCUGUUGAAAUGGGAUUGAAGGAGCUUGCUUCAUUGAAGGUUGAGGAUGCUAUUGUGCUUGCAUUGGCUCAACAGCGGCGUGCAAAUUCUGCUCGACUAUCCAUCUCAGAUAUCAAAUCACCAGGUGAUCCAAAAUAUAUGGAAGCAGUUGAAUUAAGCCCUGAGGAAUCUGAAGAUGUUCUUUUCAAGGAGGCGUGGCUUACAUAUUUUUGGAGCACAGCCAAAGCCAAUGGUAUAGAGGAGGACAUUGCCAAAGAACGACUUCAAUUUUGGAUCAACCGCCGUGGACACUCACCAAGUUCACAUGAUGCCGUUGAUGUUGAUCAAGGCCUGGUGGAGCUGAGGAAGCUAGGGAUAGAGCAUCGACUGUGGGAGGCAUCUCGUAGAGAUAUUGAUCAAGACUCUUCCACUAACAUAACACGGAAAAAAUCUUCUGGAAAAUUUAAGGCAUCCGGUUGAUGAUGUCUACUAUAUAUGUUUUUUUUUUUUUUUUUUGCAUGUUUUUUCUGUUCGUUAGAACAUAUAUAUAAAUUUUCCUAUCCCUUGUUCUUUGAGUGAUGAACAGCCACUGUGCUUCUGGUCUGUAAAUCAUUUUCAAAGUUGGCCCUGUUGCAGACAAUUGGAGUUUAGACUGAAGGAGCCAAGGACAAACGUAUAUGUCAUUCAACUGACUGAUUGAGAGUGUAUCUUCCAGGGAAAUAUUUAUUUA
Messenger RNA from Jatropha curcas, 2138 nucleotides. The record is from RefSeq and is a predicted model, not a curated record. Lineage: Eukaryota; Viridiplantae; Streptophyta; Magnoliopsida; Malpighiales; Euphorbiaceae.